CUAGCUCUCUCUGCAAAAGCAUGGCGUGCACUACCCUUUCAUUACUAGACCAUCUCGUGAUCACUGUAUUGCUUGUGCUCGCUCGUGACAUUAUCACAGCCGGUGUUGUCAUAGCUCCACCUCCUACACGACUACGUGCACCUUCUCCGACUCCUCGUCCUCUGCAUUUUGGGCCCCCUGCUCGCACUCCUCGUCUUCCUCCCCCUCUCUUAGGCACUCCGCCUCUAACUCCACUUCCACGUCCAUGGUUGGGGGCACCUUCUCCAGCUCAUGUCCCUCCGCGGCUAGGAGCACCAUCUCGUACUCCUAUUCUUCCAUCUCCUAAGGUAGGUGCUCCACCUCCUAUACCUCCUUAUCGUCGGAAGCGUGCUCCACCACCUGCACCACGGGUUAAGGGCCCCAUUCCAUCUCCAGUUAUUCCUCCACCUCGGAAGGGCACUCCACCUUCUAAUCCAAUUCCCGCACCACGGUUGGGCGUACCCCUUCCAACACCUCCUCUCCCUCGCCCUCGCAGUCCUGCUUUUCCUUCCCCUCGGAAUGGUGCUCCACGUUCCAGUCCCCCACUUCCUACACCACGAUUAGGGGCACCCCUCCCAUCCCUUCUUCCUCUAGCUCCUGCUCCUAUACUUCCUCCCCACCGGAAGGGCACUCCACCUCCUGCACCACAUUUUAAAGCACCUAUACUUCCUCCCCGUCGGAAGGGCCCACCUCCAGCACCACAUUUUAGGGCACCUGUACCUCCUCCCCAUAGGAAGGGCACUCCACCUCCAGCACCACAUUUUAAGGCACCUAUACUUCCUCCCGGUCGGAAGCGCACUCCACCUCCUGCACCACAUUUUAAGGCACCUGUAGCUCCUCCCCGUCGAAAGGGCACUCCACCUCCUACACCACAUUUUAAGGCACCUGUGCUUCCUCCCCGUAGGAAGCGCACUCCACCUCCUGCACCACAUGUUAAGGCACCCAUUCCAUCUACUGUUAUUCCUCCUUGGAAGGACAUUCCACCUUCCACUCCAAUUCCAGCACCACGGUUGGGGGUACCUCUUCCAUCUCCUGUUCGUCAGCCCCCUCGCACUCCUAUUGUUUCACCUCCGCGAAAGCGCAAUCCACCUUCUAGUCCUCCACCAAGGUUGGGGGUACCCCUUCCAUCUCCUGUUCGUCAGCCCCCUCGCACUCCUAUUGUUCCACCUCCGCGAAAGCGCAAUCCACCUUCUAGUCCUCCACCACGGUUAGGGGCACCACUUCCGUCUCCUCUUUUUCCUCCGCCGCACACUCCUGUUCUUCCACCUCCUCCUCAAUAUGCGGCCGAUCCUCCUCCUCCUCCACCACCUAUGGGUGGGCCCAAAGUGCCAGCUCUGAUUGCGUUUGGAGACUCAAUCGUGGACACCGGCAACAAUAACUACCUCAUGACUGUUGUGAAGGCCAACUUCCCGCCGUACGGCAAGGAGUACCCUGGCCACAAGGCCACCGGCAGGUUCUCCGACGGCAAGAUCACCGUGGACUUUCUAGCGUCUGCGUUUGGGUUGAAGGAGACGCUCCCGCCAUACCUGAACAAGAACCUCACCCUGGAGGACCUCAAGACCGGCGUCAGCUUCGCGUCCGCGGGGAGCGGCUACAACAACGCCACGUGCCGGACGUCGUCGACCAUGACGAUCGAGCGGCAGCUGCAGCUGUUCUCCGAGUACAAGGCGAAGGUGGGGAGCAUCCCCGAGAGGGCCCUCUUCGUGGUCUGCUCCGGCAGCAACGACAUCGUGGAGCACUUCACCCUCGCCGACAGUAUGACCUCGCCGGAGUACGCCGAAAUGAUGGCCCGGAGAGCAAUCGGCUUGGUCGAGGCGCUGAUCGGCCAGGGCGCGCGGCAGAUCGCGCUAACCGGGGCGCCGCCGGUGGGCUGCGUACCCUCGCAGCGGCGCAUCGCCGGCGGGGUCCGGACGCAGUGCGCCACGGACCGCAACCAGCUAGCGCUCUUGUUCAACCGGAAGGUGAGCCUGGAGGUGGCCAAGCUGUCCGGAAAGUAUCGCGGCGUGAACAUCUUCUACGUCGACCUCUACUCCAUCGUCGCCGACGUGGUCCAGCGGUACCAGGAUCUCGGGUUCAAGGACGGCAAGGACGCCUGCUGCGGCUACAUCGGCCUCGCGGUUGGCCCGCUGUGCAACGUCGGCAGCCGUACCUGCCCGGACCCUUCCAAGUACGUGUUCUGGGACAGCUACCAUCCCACCGAGAGGGCGUACAAGAUCAUGAUAGACGACUUCCUCAGAAGAUACACCAGAUACAUACACUAGCUAUAGGCUAUAGCUAGUAGUCGAUCCAUUUUAAUUUGUUUCUCGUUGGUAGCCGCUAGAUAUAUAGCUUAAUUUAUAAAGUCUUAUUAAUUAAUUAAUUAAUUAAUUAGGUUAUAAGUAUGCAUGUAAUCGAAUCGAUAGGCAUCAUAUAUAUAAAGUUCUGUAUGAAUUUCUUUUCCCCUAUUUACUGCUUUGCUCCAAACACUAUCAGAAUUGGAUGAUUAAUCUCUUUUACUAGUAACAAUUCUGUUUGUCUAA
Molecule: messenger RNA, 2537 nt
Organism: Sorghum bicolor (sorghum)
Lineage: Eukaryota; Viridiplantae; Streptophyta; Magnoliopsida; Poales; Poaceae
Product: anther-specific proline-rich protein APG
Exons: 4
Coding region: 21-2279 (752 amino acids)
Biological process (GO): lipid metabolic process
Molecular function (GO): lipase activity
Source: RefSeq, a predicted model, not a curated record